AUGGGCAUCACAACAAAAACUUAUAAGCAGAGCAAGUCUAGAAAACAUGCUGUUGCAACCAACAAGCAGUCUACAACUCCUUGUACUCCAUCUGAACAAACUUCAACAUCCUCUCAGGUAUUACCAGCUGUUGUAAGCAAGAUCAUGCUAGAGAUUAAGGCUGUCGCUACACAACUAACUGAGCUGGUCGAAACAGACGAAGCUGCCAUUUUAACAUCACAUCCAAUUGUCACCGAAUCUCCAAUUGACCAUCCUAGUGAUGCUACAGACUUACGAAAUCAUGCAAUUGGCAAGAUUCUUCCAGAAUAUAAUAAACGGUUAUUUGUUUAUGAAGAUGCCUUGCUCAAGUUACUACUAAGACUCGAUUCAAUCGAUCUGAAAGGAAUUCAACAGCUUAGAGAAGUCAGAAAGACCUGUAUUCGAUCAGUACAGUCACAUCUAACAGCAUUGGAUCAAUGGAAAACAGCAUCAUUAGAGGCUUGGCGUAAUGGAACUUUACCUGUCGAUCCCACUCCACUUGCUUCGUUGGAUCUGAACAAUCCAUUACAAACUCGGAAACUAUCUACCAACAGACCACUGAUCAUGGUAUUAGGAACAGCAGCUGUAGCAGGUAAAGUCAUGCAUAGUAUAACCUCAAUCUUGUCUUGA
This is a messenger RNA of Batrachochytrium dendrobatidis JAM81, 648 nucleotides long. RefSeq lists its product as uncharacterized. NCBI's taxonomy places the organism in Eukaryota, Fungi, Chytridiomycota, Chytridiomycetes, Rhizophydiales. Bases 1 to 648 code for a protein of 215 amino acids. Gene Ontology annotation, molecular function: protein-folding chaperone binding. The record is from RefSeq and is a predicted model, not a curated record. The transcript has a single exon.